AGGGGGUUCCAGAACCUGAGAGCACAAUCCUGAGUGAUCUCACUGCCCAGGAUUCUGGAACUUGGGCUGCCUGAUGGUCCCUAUAUGAAAGAUGUAGUAGGGAAAAGGAGCGACAGCUGGCUAAAGGGGCCCCCCAUAACCCUCCCCAACACCCCAGGAGAGCAGCCUCUCUCCCCUGGUCCCAAGGAGCCAUGGAGAUGGAGAGCACCGCUGCCUCCACCCGGUUCCACCAGCCUCACAUGGAAAGAAAGAUGAGUGCAAUGACCUGUGAGAUCUUCAACGAGCUCCGGCUUGAGGGCAAGCUCUGCGACGUGGUCAUCAAAGUCAAUGGCUUCGAGUUCAAUGCCCACAAGAACAUCCUCUGUAGCUGCAGCUCCUACUUUAGAGCUUUGUUUACAAGUGGCUGGAACAACACUGAGAAGAAGGUUUACAACAUUCCUGGCAUUUCCCCCGACAUGAUGAAGCUAAUUAUUGAGUAUGCGUACACUCGGACCGUGCCUAUCACCCCUGACAAUGUGGAGAAGCUGCUGGCCGCUGCUGAUCAGUUUAACAUCAUGGGCAUCGUUAGGGGUUGCUGUGAGUUCCUCAAGUCGGAGCUGUGUCUGGAUAACUGUAUCGGCAUCUGCAAGUUCACGGACUACUACUACUGCCCCGAGCUGAGGCAGAAGGCCUACAUGUUCAUCCUGCACAACUUCGAGGAGAUGGUGAAAGUCUCGGCAGAGUUUCUGGAGCUCUCUGUCACUGAGCUCAAGGACAUCAUUGAGAAAGACGAACUCAACGUGAAGCAGGAGGACGCAGUAUUCGAGGCCAUUUUAAAGUGGAUUUCUCACGACCCCCAAAAUAGGAAGCAACAUAUUUCAGUUUUACUUCCUAAGGUCAAGUUUAGUUACUCUUUGCAAAUACUUAAUUGCUCCUGUUUGAUUCCUCUACCCAGAGGGAGCGUCCCCAAGAGCCACAAAAUAGGUCUCUUGCUCUCUUUGUCUGCUGAUUGUAAUGCCGUAUAAAUAUGUAUCCCCAUUGCCCGCUGACUGUGAACUCCUUGGGAGCAGACAUGCCUUAGUCCCUGGCCCUGCUAGCCCUUCACAUCAAAGUCAUCUCAAAGUUCGCCUGGCCCUAAUGCAUGCUGAGUACUUCAUGAAUAAUGUUAAGAUGAAUGACUAUGUCAAAGACAGUGAGGAAUGUAAGCCAGUCAUCAUUAACGCCCUAAAGGCUAUGUAUGACCUGAACAUGAACGGACCCUCCAAUUCUGACUUCACCAACCCACUUACCAGGCCCCGCCUGCCCUAUGCCAUCCUAUUCGCUAUUGGUGGCUGGAGUGGCGGGAGCCCCACCAAUGCCAUUGAGGCAUACGAUGCUCGAGCAGACAGAUGGGUGAAUGUCACGUGUGAGGAAGAAAGUCCUCGAGCCUACCACGGGGCAGCCUACUUGAAAGGCUAUGUUUAUAUCAUCGGGGGGUUUGAUAGCGUAGACUACUUCAAUAGUGUUAAGCGUUUUGACCCUGUGAAGAAAACUUGGCACCAAGUGGCCCCUAUGCACUCUAGACGUUGCUAUGUCAGCGUGACAGUCCUCAGCAAUUUCAUCUAUGCCAUGGGAGGGUUUGAUGGCUACGUGCGUCUCAACACUGCUGAACGGUACGAGCCAGAGACCAACCAAUGGACACUCAUUGCCCCCAUGCAUGAGCAGCGGAGCGAUGCGAGCGCCACAACACUCUAUGGGAAGGUCUACAUAUGUGGUGGGUUUAACGGAAACGAAUGCCUGUUUACAGCAGAAGUGUACAACACUGAGAGCAAUCAAUGGACAGUCAUUGCACCCAUGAGGAGCAGGAGGAGUGGAAUAGGUGUAAUUGCUUACGGGGAACAUGUAUACGCAGUGGGUGGCUUUGAUGGAGCCAAUCGACUGAGGAGUGCAGAAGCCUACAGCCCAGUGGCUAAUACUUGGCGCACGAUCCCCACUAUGUUUAACCCUCGUAGCAAUUUUGGGAUCGAGGUAGUGGACGACCUCUUGUUUGUGGUGGGUGGCUUUAAUGGCUUUACCACCACCUUUAACGUUGAGUGCUAUGAUGAAAAGACCGAUGAGUGGUAUGACGCUCAUGACAUGAGCAUAUACCGCAGUGCUCUGAGCUGCUGCGUGGUACCAGGGCUAGCCAAUGUUGGGGAGUAUGCAGCUAGACGGGACAACUUCACGGGAUUAGCACUGCGAGAUGAAGUAAAGUAUUCCGCUUCGACAAGUACCCUACCUGUAUGAGCCUCUUCAUUUAGCUAAUAAAAAGUCUAAGCAAUAAGAA
This is a messenger RNA of Mus musculus (house mouse), 2284 nucleotides long. RefSeq names its product kelch-like 10 (gene Klhl10). Gene Ontology annotation, biological process: protein ubiquitination. The transcript has 5 exons. The record is from RefSeq and is a predicted model, not a curated record. Gene Ontology annotation, cellular component: cytoplasm. The coding region runs from base 994 to 2244 and encodes 416 amino acids. Lineage: Eukaryota; Metazoa; Chordata; Mammalia; Rodentia; Muridae.